AUGAAGCCAUGGAUAGAGCUAAGGAUACUAUUGCAAGGAUUUGAAGGGAAUAUUUCAAAGUACAAAGAUAUCUUUAAGAUUAUUGAUGAAAGAUGGCAAUGCCAAUUGCAUCAUCCAUUACAUGCAGCUGGACAUUAUCUAAAUCCAGAGUUCUUCUAUCAAAAACCAGCUAUUGAAAAUUGUACAGAAGUAAUAGAUGGGUUGUAUGCUUGUAUUGAAAAAUUGGUUCCAAGCACUGAAGUACAAGACAAGAUUACGUCGGAGAUACCACUAUACACUAAAGCUGAGCAACAAUUUGGCCUUCCGAUUGCAAAAAGAUCUAGAACAACAAGAUCACUCGCUAUUAGAAUUUUGGGUUUAAUGGCUAGUGCUGCUGGGUGCGAGCGUAAUUGGAGCGUAUUUGAGCAUAUCCAUACCAAAAAAAGGAACAGACUGGAGCAUCAAAGAUUGAAUGAUCUAGUGUAUGUCAAGUACAAUCGAGCUUUAAAAGCCCGUUAUGACUUGCGGAGUGUUAUUGAUCCAAUCUCUUUGGAUAACAUUGACCAUAGUAAUGAGUGGUUGGUUGGGAAGAUGUGCGUUAAUGUUGAAGCAGAAGAUCAUGAGUUGGUGUUUGGUGAUGAUAGCUUGACUUGGGGUGAUGUUGCAAGAGCGUCGGAAGAUGAGAUUAUUUCUAAUGAGUCAGGGGAAGAAGAGAUUGGAGGCUACAGUUUUGGUGAUACCUAUGAGGAUCACCCUAUUGAGGAAGAUUAUAUGGAGGAAUAUUAUUUUAGUGACUUGAAGUAG
Molecule: messenger RNA, 783 nt
Organism: Lycium barbarum (goji berry)
Lineage: Eukaryota; Viridiplantae; Streptophyta; Magnoliopsida; Solanales; Solanaceae
Exons: 4
Coding region: 1-783 (260 amino acids)
Molecular function (GO): protein dimerization activity
Source: RefSeq, a predicted model, not a curated record